Diospyros lotus (date-plum) is the source of this 2340-nucleotide messenger RNA. RefSeq names its product protein GAMETOPHYTE DEFECTIVE 1. The transcript is spliced from 6 exons. The coding region runs from base 23 to 2041 and encodes 672 amino acids. NCBI's taxonomy places the organism in Eukaryota, Viridiplantae, Streptophyta, Magnoliopsida, Ericales, Ebenaceae. Gene Ontology annotation, biological process: tRNA processing. Gene Ontology annotation, cellular component: nucleolar ribonuclease P complex. Gene Ontology annotation, molecular function: RNA binding. The record is from RefSeq and is a predicted model, not a curated record.
AGAAGGCACAGGGCAAAACCCUAUGCCCAAAACCUCUGAACAAACAAUGGCGUUCUUCGAUCUCAACAUACCCUACCACGAAUCCGAUAAAAACAUUCCCGACAAAUCCACUCGAAAAUCCAAUCGCCUGAAGCUCACUGUGAAGUUAAUGGAAUUGGGCUACUCCGGCGCCGCCUACAACCGCACCAUCAAGGGCGUCAUGUCGGAAUCCGACCGCUGCGCCACGGCUCUCUUCCCUCUCUCCUCCGUCCUCAAGCUCGCUCCCUCCCUCUCCGCCGCCGUCAGCCUCCACCGCCGCCGCCUCGGCCUCCCCUCCUCCUCCCCCUUCCGCCAGUACACCCGAUUGACCGUCGCCGUCGACAGUCCCGCCCAGGCUUCGGCUCUCAAUUCGGGAAACCCUAUUCUCAAGACGUACGAUAUCGUUGCGGUCCGGCCGUUGAAUCAGAACGCAUUCGAGCAGGCUUGCCAGGCUUCUGAGGUCGACUUGAUUGCGAUUGAUUUUUCGGAGAAGUUGCCAUUUAGGUUGAAACAACCAAUGGUGAAAGCUGCCAUUCAGCGUGGGGUGUAUUUUGAAAUUACAUACUCGGGUCUUAUCAUGAAUGCUCAAGUGAGGAGGCAAAUGAUUUCUAAUGCUAAGUUACUGGUGGAUUGGACUCGUGGGAAGAAUAUUAUUUUUUCAAGUGCUGCCCCUUCUGUUACCGAAUUGAGAGGACCGUAUGAUAUUUCUAAUUUAUCAUCACUAGUUGGGCUCUCCGUGGAACGUGCUAAAGCAGCCCUAUCGAAAAAUUGUAGAUCUCUCAUAGCUAAUGCUUUGAGGAAAAAGCAAUAUUAUAAGGAGGCAAUCAGAGUUGAAGUAAUUCCACCCGGGAAACAAUUUGAUUCGAUGGAAUCUUGGCCCGAUGACUGGCUUAAAUGGGAUCCGAUCUCUAGUGGUGAGGGUGAUUUAUUAUUAGAUGACAUGGCAAGGUCCUUCUCUACCUCCAGCAAAGUUUCCAAAACUGUGAAAGCCAUUGAUUUCACUUCAAUCAGGGGCAAUUUAUCAUCAAGUGGGCUGCAAAUUGUAGAUUUGAAGUCUACACAGACUACAGAGCAGCAGCUGCUGCUUGUUGGUAAAAAAAAUUCUGUUGCUGUGGAAACUGAUGCAUCAAUUGCGGUUAUUGGACAAUCUCAACGGCUAGACAGUCUUGAUAGCCAUCCUCUAGCAGAUUGCAAUAUAUCUUAUGAUAUUCCAUCUCAACGUCAUACCUACUGCAGUGGAGAGUCUAUGAAGUCAUUUCUACCAUCUGAAACCCUGAGAGAUUUUAAUAAUUCUGGGCGAAUUGUAACCCACACUGGUGAGGAAGAACUUAAGAACUCAAAUCAAUUGGAUGUACCCUUCACAUCACUUGGAAUCAAAAUCCAUAGCAUGCAACCUGAAAAUAUCACCACUACUUGUGAUGCUCAUGUUAUUCCACACAAUCAUGAUGCAAUGUGCCAUACUUCAGCAAUGGACACUGAAAUUGCUGCCGCUUGUGAUGUUGCUGAUGCAGAAGAUUCUGCUCAACCCAAUGUUAUCAAAUUUUCUGUAUUCCAGAAUGAAGGGCCUAAGCAGUCAAGCCACUUGGAUGCACUUUCAAUUACAAAUCAUGGUACAGAUGGGGGAAUUGUAAUUGAGGAAAAUAUGAAAGUUGAAGAUGAUUUUUUGCUGCCAUCAUCUGAAAAGUCUAUGCAUGAAGACUUUAUGGAAAUAGAACAGUCUAGGGAAGCAAGAGAUGAUCCAGUUUCUACUGCUCGUGUACUGUCAAUUGUGGAGUCUCACAAUGAGAUCAAAGAUAGUGAAGACCAUCAGAUUGUACAUUAUGGGCUGCGAGAGGAGUUUGCAAUGGAAGAGCCAAUGCAAAAUGAACAUCGUGCUGAUAUUAAUUAUCCAACUUCAGUGAAGAGGAAAGUGAAACAGAGGAAACGCAGCAAAGCUUGUUUACUCCCUUUCAAGCGCUUUUUGAAUCCUACACCUUUCAAGAGGAAAGCUCAGAAAACUAAAGCCAUGAUUAAAUUAGUGUGAUUGUGUAAGUACUCCCCUUAGAAGUUUUGAUUGUUGAUUGACACAUGAAUAGCGGUCAAGCUUUGUACUUUAUUAUUAUUAUUAUUUUCUCUAGUUGCUUUUUUGUUAAUAAGUAGGUUAACAGUUUUGUUUGUCGUUUAACCCUUCAUUGUUGGGUUCUCAAUUUUGAUUUUUGGAGUUCUACAGUUGAAGAGGAACUUGAACUAGUCAACACUUUUGGCGAAGUACUUCAAAUUUAUUGUGGAGCGAGGAAAAUUUUUGGUCAACAUUCUAUAUAAUAUAAUGCUUAUGUUAAAGCA